CCUCACUACCCACCAGCCACUACUAUAACCACCCCUCGACGAUCCCCUCCUCUCUCACAUUCAUCCAGCUAGCUCCUCCGUCGCAGCUCGGCUCAAUCCUUACACACACACCACCACGAGCUAAGCAGCUACCUUGCUAACAAAUGCCGGACCGGGAGGUGUCCAGCCCGGCGUCGUCCGGGGGUACGUCGUCCUCGCCGCCAGCGUCGCCUGCAGGAGGCGCGAGGCGCGGCGGAGGAGCGGAGAAGCGAGCCCGGGACGGGGGCCGCCACCCGUCCUACCGCGGCGUGCGAAUGCGGGCGUGGGGCAAGUGGGUGUCGGAGAUCCGGGAGCCGCGCAAGAAGUCCCGCAUCUGGCUCGGCACCUUCCCCACGCCCGAGAUGGCCGCGCGCGCGCACGACGCCGCCGCGCUCGUCGUCAAGGGACCCACCGCCGUGCUCAACUUCCCGGAGCUGGCCGCGUACCUCCCUCGCCCGGCCUCCGCGGCCCCGCGCGACGUGCAGGCCGCCGCCGUCCGCGCCGCGGCGAUGGACGUCCCCACGCUACAUGACCACGGGGCUCCUCAUGCCACCACCGCAUUGUCGUCGCCCCCGCCAUCGGCCCCGCCGAUGACGGACAGCAAGAACGUCUCCGAGGCGGAAGACGAUCUCGAAGCGAUCUUCGAGCUGCCGCGCCUCGACGAGGACGCCGCGGGGAUCAUGUUCGGCUCGGCCUCGUUCCUGGACGUGACGCUGGCGGACCAGUCAUGGUGCGACCCCGUCUGGCUACAAGAAGAUGGUUGCUGCGGCUACGCCCCGGCGGCGGCGGCGCAGGACAACAUAUUCGGCCUCGGCCAAGACGGCGCCGACCACCAUGGCUGGGGUCCGUCAGUUAGCGCCCUCUUGUGGAACCUGUAAUUGCUAAAUAUUAUUGGGUAAUUAACAGCUUCUUUCUCUAUCUCCCCCUCUCUCUCUCUUUCUUUCUCUCUCUCUCUCUCUCCUGUAUCCGAUGUCCUCAGUUUCUCUUCCAAAUCUGUAUAUAUAGAUAUUUGCAACUUUACAUUUCGAUCAAGAGGUCAACCAAUACUUCUUCCUCCUUAUUUCCUCUUCUUUUUCUACUCCGUAGAGUUUUCAUAGCUACCCUUUUUUUCAUUUUGUCAUGGUAUAAUUGGGGUCUUCUGUUUUGAAUUUGACUUUUCUUUGGCAUUAUAUAUUCUUUCUCUCUA
Messenger RNA from Lolium perenne, 1204 nucleotides. RefSeq lists its product as uncharacterized. Lineage: Eukaryota; Viridiplantae; Streptophyta; Magnoliopsida; Poales; Poaceae. Gene Ontology annotation, biological process: regulation of DNA-templated transcription. The record is from RefSeq and is a predicted model, not a curated record. Gene Ontology annotation, molecular function: DNA-binding transcription factor activity; DNA binding.